UUUGUUAUGGUUGAAGAAGCCCUAAGAAUACAAUACCCUCUCUCUCUCUCCUCCAUCUCUGCCUCUGUAACUCUUUCGUGCUCUUCAGUCUCUCCAGAAAUGAAAGUUUUUCGAUUUGCCCUGCGAUCUCUCAAUGAUGGUGUAUCACGCCGGUUUUAUCAGCUGCAGAGUGUGAGAAGUCUUUCCACAUAUGUACCCCCAGGUGGUAGAAUGGAUGAUAAGCAGAACUCUAAUUCCUUUGAAUCUGCUGAAGUUUUUGAGGCGAGGAUUUUCAGUGAAACUUCUGAAGGAAAUCCCAAAACAGAGGCCUUUUUUGCUAAACUUAAUAGUCUCCGAAAGACGACUCGUGAUGGACAUGCUUCAAAUCCGCCUGGAGGAAAUGGAAGUGGUUCCCAUGUACUCGACGGCUUAGAUGAAAGUUUUAACACAUUGUCAGAUGGAAUGGAUGGAAAAUUAAAGAGAGCAGCCACGGACAUUCAAUAUGAUAUCGAGGAAGUUGAUACAGAUGGUUAUACCUUCAGACCAGAUAUGAGAUAUCAACUGGGAGGGACUUAUGAUGUUAAAGAUCUUGAUCUUACUAGGCCUGGAGUUCAUAAACCUCCCAGAAAGAUUGAUUUUGAAGUAACUACAAAGGAAGUUCUUCGAAAAGCUGAUUUCAGGAAUGUGAGAUUCCUUGCAAAUUUCAUAACUGAGGCUGGAGUUAUUAUCAAAAGAAGCAAGACUAAGAUUAGCGCCAAGGCCCAGAGAAAGGUUGCGAGAGAAAUUAAGACAGCUCGAGCUUUCGGUUUAAUGCCUUUCACAACGAUGGGGACAAAAUCAUUUGUUUUUGGAAAGACUAUGGAAAAUCUUGGUGAAGACUUCGAAUACGAAAGUUAUGAUAACCCUACAGCUGAUGACGGUCUGGGAUACUAAAAGCUUGCUGUAAGGGGCACGAAUAUGUAGAACAUUUAGUUGACAGUGCAGCUACAAACUGGCCCUACCCUGGAAGAGUACACAAAAAAAGAGAUAGAAAUGAUGGGAAAUAUGGUACUUGGUAAGCUGAAUCCCACUGCCUGUAACUCCAUGUUUUUGUUAUUAUGUAGGUCAUUCAGUUUUCAUUUCUAGUUGGGAAUUCACAGUCAAUGCCAUUUUCCUGAGUAUGUCGAGCUAAUUGGGAUCCAUGUUUUUUUCCCGUUGUCUAGCAUAAGUCUGGAUUAGAGUAUGCCAGUUUGCUGAACUAAGAUGAAUAAAAGCAAUGACAUAGCCAAAGAGCAAUUCUUUGAUUCUAGGGUCAGAACCCAUAUCUGAAUUUGUAUGAACUUCCCUUUUCUUUCCACAGUUUUCCGGUCAUUUUGGAAAAUUAAGUUUAUCCGAGAUUGUGCCCAAGGAAUGAAUGAGUUUUGCCAUUACUAUAAA
Rosa rugosa (rugosa rose) is the source of this 1395-nucleotide messenger RNA. RefSeq lists its product as uncharacterized. Gene Ontology annotation, cellular component: ribosome; mitochondrial small ribosomal subunit. Gene Ontology annotation, molecular function: structural constituent of ribosome; small ribosomal subunit rRNA binding. The record is from RefSeq and is a predicted model, not a curated record. Gene Ontology annotation, biological process: translation. NCBI's taxonomy places the organism in Eukaryota, Viridiplantae, Streptophyta, Magnoliopsida, Rosales, Rosaceae. The transcript has 6 exons. Bases 7 to 912 code for a protein of 301 amino acids.